Messenger RNA from Seminavis robusta, 1734 nucleotides. NCBI's taxonomy places the organism in Eukaryota, Bacillariophyta, Bacillariophyceae, Naviculales, Naviculaceae. The record is from the annotation of a GenBank genome assembly.
AUGGAGAGUUUGGUUCCUACCGAUUCCAUCAAAGCCAACAAGCUGGAGGAUGCCCGAGAUAAGCUGCGAUUUUGGGCCAUUCGAGAUGCUUCCGUGGUCUUGGGCAUUCUCAAGGCACAUCCUCUGUUGGCACAAGAGACUUUCUUUUGUGGGUGCGUUUGCAAUGGCAAAAAGGGUCAAUCCUUAUCUCCUUUGGCAUCUCUAAUUGCCCUCCAAGCACCUCUCGAUAUCAUUCAGCAAGUGCUAGAGUUAUACCCCGAUGCUGCAUUAGGAAAAUGUGAGAGUCGCCAGUCUACUACUAGUGCUGCCUCGGGAGAUCCCUGUUUGCCAUUGCACGUGGCGGCCGCUACCAGUGGACCCAACAGUUUUUCCUCGGUCCAGUUUCUGGCCCAACGAUUUCCUCAGACAGUAUCGAUUCCCGAUGCCAGUGGCAAUUUGCCCCUUCAUCAUGCCUUGCAAAGUCUCUUUGAACACUCCACUCUGGAAACCAUCCAGUGUUUGGUGGAGCUGUAUCCAAAGUCGGUACUUCAAAAGAACAAGAAUGGAGAAACACCCCUGCAAUUUGCCAUUGAAAAUGCCUAUGCAGAUCCUAUCAUUGAUUAUCUUGCGUCGCAACUGCCGUCUCGUCAACAAGAAUUUUCGUUUGGAAAUUGCUUGACACUCAAUAUCGACCGAUGUCAUGCCCUGACGAGACUCUUGCCCUAUCUGACAUCUCUCACUUGUCGCCCAACCCAGUGGACGUGGGAGGGCAUGGACCACUUGUUGACGACACUAGUCAAAAGCAGCAGCACUAGUCGAGUCCAGAAACUGGUCUUGGAAUGGAUCCCACGAGCCUUUUUUACCAGCAACCAUCGCAUGGGACAGCACCUACGGGAUCUCUUGAGGAACAACAACAAUAACAACAACAACACAUUGUUGGAUCUGCGAAUACAAGUCAAGAAUGCGUGGUUUGACAAGAAUCGCAACUCGGACAUUCUCUGUUUGGAAACACUCCGUGGAAUCCUGCAAUCGGCAGUGUUGCCCCCCGAGUUUCGCUUUUCCUUAUCACUGCACUCUUUCCAGUUGUACAAGGAUACAUUGGAACAGUUUAUCCAAAAGGCGCAACCAAGGCGGUUGUCCUUGAACUGCUGCACCAUUUUUGAGAGUGCUUCCGUGAUUGCUAGCAAUUAUGCCGUUCCUGCUGCCACCGGCACAGCGACGAGGGACGGUAUGUCGUUGGAACGUCUCGAGCUGGUGCAAACUCGCAUGUCCAACACCAUCUUUCAAGCGCUCUUGGCAACGAUCCGGCAAAUGCAACAUUUGAAACACCUCAAACUCAUCUUUCGAAGGACCGAAGACUUUGGAGAUGUGCGUGGGUUACUCGACAUGACCGACUUUGUGGCAGACAUGCUCCCACAGUUGGAGACUCUGACGGUGGAAGGUCUCUUUGUGGCGCCCAAGCUAUUGGCGCAAUUUGCCACAACCCAGCAGAAAUCCGCAACCAUCCAAACCAAUUGCUACAUGGAGUACAUUCAAUAUGGAAAAAUGUGCCGCAGUUUGCAGUAUUACACAGCAUUGAAGUACUUUGGUCAGUCCCUGCACACAUACAGUGCGGGUGGUGUGGCCAGUAAGACGAACUUUCUCCAAGUGAUGAAGGAUCUUGACGAAUUUGAGGAUAUUCCAGAGGUAAAUGUGAAGGAUCAGAUUCGGUACGGUCUGCUAAACGAAUGGUGUCCGAGUCUUUGGAGCAGUUAG